Microplitis mediator is the source of this 1906-nucleotide messenger RNA. RefSeq names its product ovochymase-like. The transcript is spliced from 4 exons. Gene Ontology annotation, molecular function: serine-type endopeptidase activity. The record is from RefSeq and is a predicted model, not a curated record. Gene Ontology annotation, biological process: proteolysis. NCBI's taxonomy places the organism in Eukaryota, Metazoa, Arthropoda, Insecta, Hymenoptera, Braconidae. The coding region runs from base 194 to 982 and encodes 262 amino acids.
AACAGACGUUUUUAAAUUCUCAGUAUUUUUAUCUUUUUUUUUUAUUAUUCAUAAUUUCUGCGUUCGUUGAAAUAUUAAGUAUAAGUUUAUUACAUUUUUGACAUUAUUUACAUCGACUUUGUCGAGAAAAAAUAUAUCUAGAGAUAACGAAAAAACAUAUGUACACUCGGUUCUCAGUUGACCAGACUUUAAGAUGUUCAUUUUACUGUGCUUGUUUUUUUUUCUAAGUAUCGCUGCUGAAAAAAAUAAUUUUAUUCGUCCAAUUAAUAAUAAUACACGUUUAAAAAUAAUUAAUGGACAUCCAAUAAAUAUUGAACUUCGACCAUUUAUGGUUUCACUUCACUGCAGAAAUUUUUUUAUAUGCGGUGGAAGCAUCAUAUCCUCAUCUUGGGUAUUAACUGCUCAACACUGCAUUAAUCCACAAGAACCAUUACAUCAUUACUAUAUUCGUGCAGGGUCUGUGUAUUAUUACCAAGGGCAAAUUUAUUAUUUGUCUAGGAUUGAAAUGAUAAAUACCGAAAACGAGUCUGCGAAUAACGGCUCAUCAGUGGUUGAUUAUUUACCAAAGCAUGACAUAGUAUUAUUAAAAAUGACUCGAAAAUUUAAAUAUUCUUCAACGAUAAAACCAGCUAAAUUGCCAAUUAAUGAUGAAAUUCCCCAUUAUCUUUGGGCUUCUGGAUGGGGCUUAACUGAAUCAAACGAACCAUCAACGAAAUUACGAAUAGUUGGGUUAACAAAGAUACCUUAUAAUGCUUGUUUCAAUAUAUCUAGUUAUUCUAGGGUAUUACUGAAUGACCAUCAUAUAUGCUUUGGUAGUGGAGGUUAUGAUUCUUGCUCGGGAGAUUCAGGAGGGCCUUUAGCAAAUUAUGAUACAAUAUAUGGCAUAGUUUCAUUCGGAAUAACCAAGUGUGGAUUUGGUCCUGGAGUCUAUGAAAAAGUUUCUUUUUAUUCUGAUUGGAUAAACUAUAUAAUUAAUACAUAAUACAUUCUACAGUGAAUUAAUAUUAUGGUAUCAUGCAUUAUUAUAAUCUGUACUUAUGAAUUAAAAUGGUUUUUGGCUUGGAACACUUAUAACUGAGGCUCUGAAGUUAGUGCUUAUAACAAUUCUUGGAAGAUAUUUUAAACGGUUUUUCAUAUAUUUUACCAUGUAUCUAAAACACCAAUUCUUUGGUCCUACUUAUAAUUUAAGAACUUGUAAACUGUCAAAAAUGCAAUUUUCACCAGUCGAUGCAGCGUUAUUCGAAAAUAAGUUAUGAUAUUUAUUACAUUUCAUUCACCCUGGCUGAUCGGAAUUACGGCCAAUUACCGUAAUAUAUCGCAUUUUGCAGUAACUUACCGGAAAAUACGGUAUUUCCACAGCGAAUUUACCGCAUUUAGUAGUAAUUUACGGUAUUAGGCGAUAAUUUACGGCUUUUGCGGUAAAUUACUGUAAAAUACCGCAAUUCAUCGUAAUUUAUGGCAUUUUUACCGUAAGCACUGUAUACUUUUUUAUUUUUACAGUUUUUACAAUGCUUUACUUUACGGUAAAAUACCGCAAUUUCCGGUAAAAAACCGUAAUAGUUGCAAAUACCGUAUAUUACGAUAAAUGACUGUAAAUUAUAGUAAUUAUCGUAAUUUUUCCGAAUACCGUAAAUUACCGUAAUUCGAAUCCGCCAGGGCACUCACUUUUUAUUGUUUUUUUUUAAAUUUACUUUUUAAAAUACCUGCGUCAAAAAUUUACAUUUCUGCCCUGUUAAGUGGAAAAAAUAGGAUAUAUUGUGAGCCUCUAAAUAUUUGUGUAAUUCUACUAACGGACCGAAAAAAAUAAUAUGAGUUCAAAUAAAAAAAAAUGUUAAGUGAGUAUAAAUUCAUCGUACUUUUUAUUAAAUUAUUUGAAUGUACAUAAAUAAAAUACAGGAUGAAUUAU